Messenger RNA from Penicillium samsonianum, 1386 nucleotides. RefSeq lists its product as uncharacterized. Gene Ontology annotation, molecular function: protein binding. The transcript has a single exon. Bases 1 to 1386 code for a protein of 461 amino acids. Gene Ontology annotation, cellular component: kinesin complex. The record is from RefSeq and is a predicted model, not a curated record. Lineage: Eukaryota; Fungi; Ascomycota; Eurotiomycetes; Eurotiales; Aspergillaceae.
AUGGACAAACACCCUCCCUCCCUCGAGUCGCUCCAGAGGGAGGUCAGUGAACUCACAGCCAUAUACCAUGGCCGAGGCUGGACGACCGAAGCAACAGACCUGGAGUCGGCAAUGACGGCAGCGGGGAAUCGGGUACUCGCAACAGGUGCGGAUUCUGACGCAACGACAAUAAUUCUUGAAGAGUUAGCCACAUGCGUGAAGACAUGGCUACAGGCCAGGUCAUGGAUUGUUGCGGAAGAUCUAGGCAUUCUGGUGCUAGACACCUGCGAGAACCUGAAGGGAGAGCAAGACUUAAUGACCAUGACAGCGAUGCAUAAUGUCGCUUCGGCGUAUUGGGGCCGGGGGCAGCUGGAUCAAGCUUCUGCUCUCGCUGCCCGGGUAACCAAGCUGAGACAGAAGAUUCUCGGCGAGGACCAUCCCCAGACAUUGACUUCGAUGACGAAUCUAGCUUCCACAUAUCGGAGUCAAGGGCUUUGGGCUGAUGCUCAGAAACUUGAUUCGAGGAUUUUUGAGAUGAAGAAAAAGACUAUCGGUCCCAGGAAUCCAUCCACCUUGGCCUCAAUGUCUAAUUUGGCUAUAUCGUAUGCCCAUCUCGGUCGGUAUGAAGAGGCCGAGUCGAUUGCGCGCCAACUGGUCGAUCUCGGGGAAAGGGAAUUAUUACCAACCGAUGCCUCGCUGUUAAACUGGAAACUUACUCUGGCAUCGACCUACCGAGACCAGGGGAGGCUAGACUCCGCUGAAAAGCUAGAAAGGCAGGUUGUCGCUGUUAGUCGGGAGAUGCUUGGGACGAAUAAUCCCUUUACCUUGACCUCUAUGGCCAAUCUUGCAUCCACAUACCGCGAACAAGGCCGAUGGUCGGAUGCUGAGCGCCUUGAAAAAGAAGUCGUGGCUAGCAGCGAGACCGUGCUCGGCGAAACACACCCCCGAACCCUGAUGUCCAUCAGCAACCUUGCCUCAACAUAUCGCCAUCAGGGUCGACUCGAAGAAGCCAAAAGCCUCGGGGGGAAAGCAACAGCGGUGAUGAAAGAGGUCCUCGGGGAACGUCAUCCACACACACUGGUUGCCAUGGCGGAUCUUGCAGUGACAUACCAAAUGAUGAGGCAAUCACCAGAUGCCGAGAUUCUGGCCAGCCGGUCUCUGUGUUUGAUGGAAGAGACGAUAGGCAAAGACCAUCCGUACACCCUCAGCGCGAUGGCCAAUUUGGGCUUUAUAUACCAGUCGCAAAGCAAGUGGGAGGUCGCCGGUGGAAUGGCCGAAACUGUACAUUCUCGCAGGGAAAAGGCAUUUGGAACGGACCACCCAGAUACUGUGGCAGCGCUAGAGGAUUUGAGGAGAGUAGCGUGGGUAGAGGCGGCGGAUCAGAAUUCACAGCGUACGUUGAAUUAG